AUGGAAGCAGGACUACUCUUCUACCAAGGACACAUUGUGGUCCCAGACAUAGGGACCUUCAGAAUGGACCUACUACAGAUCUUCCAUGAUAGCCCCCUAGCUGGCCACCCCGGCAGACAACAAACCCUAGAAUUGGUGGCAAGGAACUACUAUUGGCCGGGAAUCUGUGCGGAUACAUACUGGCACAUAGACUCAUGUGAGACAUGUCAAUGGGUCAGGAAACCCAAGUACACACCAAUACUGCCCCAACCUCUUGAACUCCCUACUAGACCCUGGCAACACGUGUCUUACAAUAUGAUAGUAGAUCUACCCAAAGAUGGAAACUGCAACUCAAUCCUAGUCAUUGUUGAUAGCUUUACCAAGUAUGGGGUAUUUGUUAAAUGCUCCAAGAAACUGAAGGCCCCUGAACUAGCAGAGCUAUUCCUGGAACACAUCUGGAAACGGCAUGGUAUGCCCAAAAAAACAGUCUCAGACAGGGGAAGGGUUUUUAACAACAAGUUCCUGAAGGCGCUGUACAAACACCUGGGAAUGGACCCCCAUUUCUCCUUGGCAUAUCACCCCCAGAGCAAUGGUCAAAAGGAACAAGUCAACCCCUCCAUUGAACACUUCCUCAGGGCCUACUCAGGAGUAAACCAACAGGAUUGGGCCAAAUGGUUACCUAUGGCAGAAUUUGCUUACAAUAAUGCCAUAAAUAGUAGCACCAGAAAAACCCUGUUUAAAGCCCUGUAUGGAUGGGAACCCUCCUUGACCCCAUCCAACAUGCCAACAGACAUGCCUGAAGCCAACAACUUAGCCCAAGCCAUGGAAGCACAAUGGAAGGAAGUGGAGGCAGCGCUCCAGCAAUCCAAGAUACAAAUGACUGCCAGAGAAGAAGGAACCCCUGUGGAAUUCAAAAUUGGAGAAGAAGCCUGGCUUGACGCCAAAAACGUCAACCUCAGGACCUUAAGCCCCAAGCUAAUGGAACAAUGCCUGGGGCUGUUAAAGGUCAUCAAAAAGAUCUCUGAUUGCGCAUACCAACUUGAACUACUGCCCAGCAUGUGCAUCCAUAACAUCUUCUACAUGGGACUGCUGUCUAAAGUAAAAAGAGAUAACAAGCGCACCUUUGAGAACCAGCUGCCACUGGUCAUGGUAGACAGGGAAGAAGAAUAUGAGGUGGAAGGGAUAACAGACAUAGAAGAAAGGAACAGGAAAUGGUUUUUUAGGGUUAAAUGGAAAGGCUAUGGAUUGGAAGAGAAUACCUGGGAACCAAGGGAAAACCUGAAAAACGCCAAAAAAAUCCUGAAAAAAUUCGAAAAAGAGAUGAGGAAAAAGGCCCUUGGCGCUGCCAAGGCCCUUAGAGGGGGGGCAGUGUUGUAG
This is a messenger RNA of Rhizoctonia solani, 1356 nucleotides long. Its product is annotated as Retrotransposable element Tf2 protein. Gene Ontology annotation, biological process: DNA integration. The coding region runs from base 1 to 1356 and encodes 451 amino acids. The transcript has a single exon. The record is from RefSeq and is a predicted model, not a curated record. Gene Ontology annotation, molecular function: nucleic acid binding. Lineage: Eukaryota; Fungi; Basidiomycota; Agaricomycetes; Cantharellales; Ceratobasidiaceae.